Pyricularia pennisetigena is the source of this 1611-nucleotide messenger RNA. RefSeq lists its product as uncharacterized. Gene Ontology annotation, molecular function: oxidoreductase activity. The transcript is spliced from 5 exons. NCBI's taxonomy places the organism in Eukaryota, Fungi, Ascomycota, Sordariomycetes, Magnaporthales, Pyriculariaceae. The record is from RefSeq and is a predicted model, not a curated record. Bases 1 to 1611 code for a protein of 536 amino acids.
AUGCUGACCACUCAAGGGUCGAGCCCGGCCGCGUGGCUCGAGUUUAGCAUCUCGUCCUCGGCCGGGCCCGAGGUGCCCGUGCCCCUGCGCGAGAACUGCCGCCGCGGCCUGAUGCGUAUCGACUACCAAGGGAAUGGUGGUGUGCCCAACGAGGAGCAAGAAGAAAGGGCUGCCGUCUCGUCGUCCUUAUCCGUUUACCGCGCUGCCGUGGCCGCUUGUAUGGACGAGCUGCCUGCUGACGACUACUACCGCGACCUGCUCGAUGUAGGUCUCGAGUUUGGCCCAACCCAUGGCGUCGGUCAAAUCGAAAGCAGCAUGGACCUUUUCGACCAAGCUUCGUCGCGCCGCUACGUCAAGGUGCGCGGCUACGUGGCCACCGCUGCCAUCGCCACCGACCGAGGCGGUAAUUCGGACGUUAAACCGGGUUUGGCUUAUUUUACCCGUUGGGAAACCUCGUUUGACCUUGCCGACAAGGAUGGACUGGCAAAUCUUGUGGCAGAACAGGUUGCGCCAGAUGACAAGGUGAAGAGAAUUGUGGCCAUGAUCCCUCCACGAGCCUUCGUCUACCGUCGUCGCAAGUCCCCCAUCCCAUCGCAGCAGCGCGUCAAGUAUGCCUUGCUGGACCGCUCGGAGGCUCCUGAUGUCUGUGGCGGCUCCAUUUUAGAGAUGGAGCCCGGCCAGCACGUCGUUUGCUUGGUCGAGUUGGAGAAUCCGUUGAUGGACCGCCUUGGCCCAUCCGACUUUGAUCUAUUCAGGAAUCUCGUGGGCAAGGCCGGGAGUCUGCUUUGGGUGACUGCCCUAAGCGGGCUGUCUGCCUACGUAAUUGACGGCCCUUUGCGGGUCGCCAGGAGAGAACUCAGCAACCAGAGAUUGAAGGUGCUGCACCUCUCUUCCAUAGAAAGUGACCCAGCCCUCGCGGCCAAGGUGGUCAUGGAAAACCACCAACUCAACGCCAAGGUCUCGUCGUAUGCAGGCACCGGCACGCAUAAGGAGCCCAUUAAAUCCUGUGGGCUUCCUAUGGCUCUGGGAAUAUCCAAACCCGGACUUUUGGACACCCUUCGCUUCGCUCCCAAGGGAGAACCGACCGAGUUAAAAGACCACGAAAUAGAAUUUCAGGUCAAAACAUCUGGACUCAAUUUCCGGGAUAUUAUGAUUUCCAUGGGCCUACUUAACUAUGCUCAUCUCGGGUUCGAAAGCGCCGGCGUCGUGCUCAAAACCGGAAGCAAAGUAACCAACGUCCGAGCUGCCGACCGUGUUCGAGCGCACGUCUUUGGUUCUCACGCCAACAUUACCCGUACAAUGGACGCUUGGUGCUCGCUGAUUCCCGAUACGAUGUCUUUUGAAGAAGGAGCAUCGCUGCCCGUCAUUUUUACAACGGCUUACCACGCCUUGGUAAACCUCGCGAAACUCCGCCCGAAACAAUCUGUUUUAAUCCACGCCGCGGCUGAAGGCGUGGGCCAAGCCGAUAUUCAAAUUGCCAAAUAUUUAAACGUUGGAAUAUUCGCCACUGUCGGGUCACAAUAUAAAAAACAACUCAUCAUGGACACUUACGGUAUCCCAGAAAAUCACAUCUUUAGUUCUCGCAAUGCGAGCUUCCUUAUGGGCGUGUAA